UGUAUCAAUAUCCAUGUGGGCCAGGCCGGAUGUCAGAUGGGCAAUGCAUGUUGGGAGUUGUACUGUUUAGAACAUGGUAUCCAGCCUGAUGGUCAGAUGCCAUCAGAUAAAACUAUUGGAGGUGGAGACGAUUCCUUCAAUACUUUCUUCAGUGAAACAGGAGCUGGUAAACAUGUUCCUAGAGCUAUCUUUGCAGAUCUCGAAUCUAGUGUUGUCGAUGAGGUACGAACUGGUACAUACCGUCAACUGUUCCACCCUGAACAACUCAUCACUGGUAAAGAAGAUGCCGCCAACAAUUACGCUCGAGGACACUACACCGUCGGUAAAGAAGCCAUCGACCUGGUUCUGGACAAAAUCAGGAAAUUGACAGAGCAGUGUACUGGUCUCCAGGGGUUCCUCAUCUUUCAUAGCUUCGGUGGAGGAACUGGUUCUGGUUUUACAUCUCUGCUUUUGGAGCGCUUGAGCUUAGAUUAUGGCAAAAAAUCGAAAUUGGAAUUCGCCAUCUAUCCAGCUCCUCAAAUAUCCACUGCUGUGGUUGAACCUUACAACGCUAUCCUCACCACACAUACGACACUGGAACAUACAGAUGUCGCUUUCAUGGUGGAUAACGAAGCUAUUUACGACAUCUGCCGACGUAACCUUGACGUUGGUAGACCAACUUACACCAACCUCAACAGAAUCAUCGCACAGGUUGUAAGUUCUAUCACAGCUUCUCUCCGAUUUGAUGGCGCCCUGAAUAUUGAUUUAACAGAAUUCCAGACCAACUUGGUGCCUUAUCCUCGGAUACAUUUCCCACUUGCUACGUAUGCACCUGUUAUAUCUGCUGAGAAGGCAUACCAUGAACAACUAAGUGUUGCAGAACUCACAAACGCAUGUUUCGAACCAGCAAACUCGAUGGUCAAAUGUGAUCCUCGACAUGGAAAGUACAUGGCUUGUUGUAUGUUGUAUCGCGGAGACGUUGUACCUAAAGAUGUCAAUUCUGCCAUUGCUACCAUUAAAACCAAGAGAACCAUCCAGUUUGUGGACUGGUGUCCAACUGGUUUUAAAGUGGGUAUCAACUACCAACCACCAACUGUUGUACCAGGAGGUGAUUUAGCCAAGGUCCAGAGAGCUGUUUGUAUGUUGAGCAACACCACAGCGAUUGCUGAAGCCUGGGCUCGUCUAGAUCAUAAAUUUGAUCUGAUGUAUGCUAAGAGAGCUUUCGUUCACUGGUAUGUUGGUGAAGGCAUGGAGGAAGGUGAAUUCUCUGAGGCUAGAGAAGAUUUAGCUGCUUUGGAAAAGGAUUAUGAAGAAGUUGGUGCUGAAGGAGGUGACGAUGAUGGGGGAGAAGGAGAAAAUGAAUAUUAA
Messenger RNA from Patella vulgata (common limpet), 1347 nucleotides. RefSeq names its product tubulin alpha-1 chain-like. The transcript has 2 exons. Gene Ontology annotation, cellular component: microtubule; cytoplasm. NCBI's taxonomy places the organism in Eukaryota, Metazoa, Mollusca, Gastropoda, Patellidae. Bases 37 to 1347 code for a protein of 436 amino acids. The record is from RefSeq and is a predicted model, not a curated record. Gene Ontology annotation, biological process: microtubule cytoskeleton organization; mitotic cell cycle. Gene Ontology annotation, molecular function: GTP binding; structural constituent of cytoskeleton.